Hibiscus syriacus is the source of this 687-nucleotide messenger RNA. RefSeq names its product gibberellin 2-beta-dioxygenase 2-like. The transcript is spliced from 2 exons. The coding region runs from base 112 to 459 and encodes 115 amino acids. The record is from RefSeq and is a predicted model, not a curated record. NCBI's taxonomy places the organism in Eukaryota, Viridiplantae, Streptophyta, Magnoliopsida, Malvales, Malvaceae.
CAGAACACUGGCUCCAAAUUUUAUAAUAAAAAGUUCUGUCUCUUGUAUAAAUAGUAAGCAUUUCCUCCGCCAUGAUUACACACGUCUUCCAACUCUCAUAGGGAGGAGAAAAUGGUGGUGGAGUCGCCUGUUUCGGUGAGAAGCAAGAAAAACAGGGCAGUAGGGAUUCCUUCGAUUGACCUUUCUCUUGAUAGGUCCAAGGUGUCGGAGCUGAUCGUCCAAGCUUGCCAAAACUACGGAUUCUUUAAGGUUAUUAACCAUGGCGUUCCUACGGACACAAUAUCCAGAUUGGAAGACGAGGGGAUAAUUUUUUUGACCGUCCGGCUCGUGACCAGCAACAUGCGGAGCCGACUGACGGUUUUGGUUAUGGUUCGAGGAACAUCGGUCUCAAUGGCGAUAAGGUGGUGCGGCGAAUGGUUAUAUAAAAGCAGUCAGAGACUUGGCAAGCGAGAUUCUUGACCUAGAGGCCGAAGGUCUACGAGUCCAUGACAGGUACGUCUUCAGUAAACUAAUCGAAGACGUCCAAAACGACUCCGUCUUAAGGUUCAACCAUUGUCCUUCUCUCAAGACUUCAAAAUCACGCAAAGACGAUGAUGAAGUUGGAUUUGGCGAGCAUUCCAACCCUCAAAUCCUCACCAUUUUACGAUUCAACGAUGUUUCCGGCCUCCAAAUCUCUUUGCCUGAUGG